This is a messenger RNA of Platichthys flesus (European flounder), 2510 nucleotides long. It is a transcript of the gene glra4a, whose product is annotated as glycine receptor, alpha 4a. The record is from RefSeq and is a predicted model, not a curated record. Gene Ontology annotation, cellular component: synapse; plasma membrane; neuron projection. The transcript is spliced from 10 exons. Gene Ontology annotation, molecular function: transmitter-gated monoatomic ion channel activity; chloride channel activity; transmembrane signaling receptor activity. The coding region runs from base 357 to 1853 and encodes 498 amino acids. NCBI's taxonomy places the organism in Eukaryota, Metazoa, Chordata, Actinopteri, Pleuronectiformes, Pleuronectidae. Gene Ontology annotation, biological process: nervous system process; chemical synaptic transmission; regulation of membrane potential.
CUCCUGAGCAACGCGACCCAGUGAGUGGGAGAGUGAGUGCUCAGCGGAGUCCAGCUGCCCGCAGCACGGAGCCCGCUGUGUGGAUGUCUGCGUGCAGCCCUCUGGACUUGGUGGGAGGAGGAGAAGUUUCCCUAAAGACGAGCCUGGAUCACUGAGAGAGAGAGAGAGAGAGAGAGAGAGAGAGAGAGAGAGAGAGAGAGAGAGAGACAGAGAUAGAGAGAGAGAGAGAGAGAGACGAUGCCUUCCUCCUCCAACACACAAUCGCGAGCCGCUCAGUGGAUUUGCUGAUUGCCGAAAUUAUCUUUCCGCAAGUUUAUUCAACGGGACUGAGGAGAGGUUUUUGUUUGAGCCAGAGGAUGCUCCCACAUGUCGUUCGGAUCCUGUAUGUCUUGUCUUUCUGCUUUUUCCAAGGAGGCUUUAUCAGACUGAGCUCCUGUAAGGAGGAGAUAAAGCCCCCCAGCAGGGCAGGACCUCAGCUGUCGCCUUCCGACUUCCUGGACAAGCUCAUGGGGAAGACGUCGGGGUAUGACGCCCGCAUCAGACCCUACUUCAAAGGUCCACCUGUGAAUGUCACCUGCAAUAUUUUCAUCAACAGCUUUGGGUCCAUCACAGAAACCACAAUGGACUACAGGCUCAACGUAUUCCUACGGCAGAAAUGGAAUGACCCUCGUCUGGCCUACAGCGAAUACCCGGACGACUCCCUCGAUCUGGACCCGUCCAUGUUGGACUCUAUCUGGAAGCCCGAUUUAUUCUUUGCAAACGAGAAAGGAGCCAAUUUCCACGAGGUCACCACUGAUAACAAGCUGCUGCGGAUUUUCCAAGAUGGCAGCGUCCUGUACAGCAUCAGGCUGACUCUUAUCCUGUCCUGCCCUAUGGACUUGAAGAAUUUCCCCAUGGACAUUCAGACCUGUACCAUGCAGCUUGAAAGCUUCGGUUACACCAUGAACGACCUGAUCUUCGAGUGGCUGUCAGAGAACCCGGUUCAGGUGGCUGAAGAUCUCACCCUCCCACAGUUUGUGCUGAAAGAGGAGAUGGAUCUGGGCUACUGCACCAAAUAUUACAACACAGGUAAAUUCACCUGCAUUGAGGUGAAGUUCCACCUGGAACGUCAGAUGGGCUACUACCUGAUCCAGAUGUACAUCCCUUCCCUUCUCAUCGUCAUCCUCUCAUGGGUCUCCUUCUGGAUCAACAUGGACGCUGCGCCUGCCAGAGUGGGCCUGGGCAUCACCACAGUGCUGACGAUGACCACCCAGAGCUCCGGCUCGAGAGCCUCGCUGCCCAAGGUCUCCUACGUGAAGGCCAUCGACAUCUGGAUGGCGGUGUGCCUUCUCUUUGUGUUUGCUGCGCUGCUGGAGUACGCCGCCGUUAACUUUGUCUCAAGGCAACACAAGGAGUUCAUCAGGCUGAGGAAAAAGCAGCGGCAGCAAAGGAUAGUGUCUUCCAGUCAGCCUGGGAGUUUUGAGUCGUUGCGGAAAGUGACCGACCUCCCUGGUAACAGCUCAACCUACAGGACUCAGCACUGCAGCGCCUGUGCCAGGGAGGACGACCUGAUCAGGGAGAGCCGCGGCUUUUACUUCCGGGGUUACGGCCUGGGUCACUGCCUGCAGCACAAGGAUGGCAACGCUGUGGAAGGGCCCAGCGUCUUCACCGCCACCCCCCCUCCUCCUCCUCCUCCUCCUCCUCCGGUCAUCGCGUGCGACAGGGAGACGCUUCACAAGCGCUUCGUGGACCGGGCCAAGCGCAUUGACACUAUAUCCAGGGCCGUGUUUCCCUUGAGCUUCCUCAUAUUCAACAUCUUCUACUGGAUCACCUACAAAGUGCUGCGACACGAGGACAUCCACGCCAGUUUGUAGAAGCCGCUCGCUGCCGACUCCAGAUGCUACUUUUUUUCUUUUUCCUCAGAACCAGAACUGCCUGUCAGAUCUACAUCGCAAUGAGGAAAUGCGUCAGAGAGGGCAGACGUGCCUCUUGAAACAUGCCAGGCGCUCUGGCGCGUCUUCAGGAUCUCAGACAGAGAGCGAUGAAGGGGAGGGACGAGGGUCGAUCUACGGGAGGUCAGGCUGCGGGGGUUUGUGGUUGGCGCUCUGUCUCGGGUUUGGUUUGUUCCGGAUUACAACACACGUGGAAACGCUGCUGGUACUCGUGGGUUCAUGACGUUGGUUUGAGAGUUUGAGAGACGUCGGUGUAAGUUCCGGCUGAGUGAGAUAUACCGACUUGAAUUUUGACACUACGCAUCUCUGAAUGAAUGUUUUUGAAAACACACAAAAAAACUGUUAUUUUUUUUUUUUUUACAAAUAUCAAAUGGGUACAAAGAGGGUGUGGGGGGGGGGAGGGUCUUUGAUAUUGAUGAUUAUUCAAUUAUAAGUGGUGAUAAUUCAGCAACUUGUAACAAGAGAUUAUAUAUAUCUAUAAAACGGUGUAUAAAGUGUAUAUACACAAAGCUGUUCAUUAAACCGCACAAAGCACAAAUAUGUAUUUCCUUUUGUCUAAAUUCAAAUAAAUUGUUAUUC